UACCAGUCCAUACUUGCAUGACGUUCUCACCUGACCAGGACUGACCAGCCCUACCUCGGUAUAAAUAAAUCACAGCAGCUGUUGUCAGACUUUCCCAGCACCAGCUGACGACAAUGAUUCGAUCUCUAGUCUGUACACUCCUCGCUGUCUUCCUCGUAUUGUUCGUAGCAGACGCCAGGCUCAAGCAUAAACAUUAUGGCGCGGAGAAAUAUUUGAACACUGAGACCAAAAGACAAACCCUGUCCUGCGCGUCCAACGAGUUUGCUUGCCCAGAAAAAUGCAUCCCACAGACGUACGUGUGCGACACGGAGAACGACUGCACGGGCGGCUUUGAUGAGCAGCAGAACUGUCCGACUGAUUGUUCUGGCAACCACACCUUCAAAUGCCCUGACAAUCGAUGCCUGGCCGUGUUUUACAAAUGUGAUGCCUCCAACGAUUGUCCCGACGGAAGUGAUGAAAAAGAUUGUGGCGGUUCCUGCAGGGGUGCAGAUUUCAAGUGUUCUAACGGUGCCUGUAUCAGCCACAGCUGGUUGUGUGACGGGGACGAGGACUGCGGAGAUCACUCGGAUGAAGCCAACUGUGGCGGAACAUGCAGGCCUGGAUACUUUCACUGUACCAACGGUCACUGCAUCACUGACAGCUGGGUAUGUGAUGGUGACAAUGACUGUGGUGACAUGGGAGAUGAGCAGAACUGCGCAGCAAGGACGUGUGACUCGUCCCAGUUUACCUGCACCAACCACAAGUGUAUCCCUGCAGGCUAUCAGUGUGAUAACGACAACGACUGCGGCGACCACAGUGACGAGCAGGGUUGCACAUGCGCACCUGACCACUUCCAGUGCCCACAAGGCAAAUGUAUCCCCAACUCGUACAGGUGUGACGGUGACAACGACUGCGGGGACCUGUCUGACGAGAGCAACUGCCCGACCAUCCACCCGGGGGUGUGUAUCGACAUGCUGACCUACGAGGACUGCUAUAGGAUGAACACCUCCACCUACCCCAUCUGCCAGUACUACGUGGACGCUCACAGAUACUGCAGGAAGUUUUGCGACGUCUGCAACACGUAUAUGCAAAUUCUGUCUCCGAUAUUAGCACUGGUUGACGACACAAAGGCAGAGAAAACACGUACAGAAACAAUGUUGAGACUUCUAACCGUCGGUCUAUUAAUAGCGCUGUCCGCAGCUGUCCGCAGGGAGGCAGCAAAGAGGGACAGCUCGCCAUGGGGGGAGGCCCUGUUCAGAGACGGCAGAGCAUCUUGCGGCACUGAGCUGUUCGCCUGCCAUGAGAAAUGUAUCGAGAAAGCUUUUGUCUGUGACACCAUCGACGACUGCACUGGGGGAUUCGAUGAGCAGAACUGUCCAAGUGACUGCAGUGGUCCAAACCAGUACAAGUGUGCGAAUGGCCACUGUAUCCCACAAAACUACCGAUGUGACACACAGGACGAUUGUACGGACAACAGUGAUGAGCAGAACUGUGGCGGCACGUGCGCCCCAGGGUACCAGAAGUGCGAGUCCGGGUAUUGUGUGGUAGACUCCUGGGUGUGUGACGGAACGGACGACUGUGGGGACGGGUCAGACGAGAGAACCUGCACCGGUCUCUCCUGUAACGUCUUCCAGUUCUCGUGCGCCAACGGCAAAUGUGUUCCUAAAAACUACAAGUGUGACUGGGAGAACGACUGCGGCGACAACAGCGACGAGCAGGGAUGUACCUGCGACAGCAACCACUUCCAGUGCACGAAGGGCGGCUGCCUGCCUGCCGAGUACAGGUGCGACAGUGAGAACGACUGCGGCGACAUGUCCGACGAGGCCAACUGCCCGGCCAUCCACCCCGGGGUCUGCAUUGACCUCAUGACCUUUGAGGACUGUCUGCGCAUGAACUCCACCACCUUCCCAAUUUGCCUAACAUUCGCCGAUGGACACAAAUAUUGUAGAAAAUAUUGUGGUCUGUGCAAUGCUUAAAAUUUAUAUACAGUGUCUAUUUCUUCAACGAGUCAUGGUUUAUUUAAGCGAUAGUAAAUUGUAUGGCAUACAA
This is a messenger RNA of Physella acuta, 2028 nucleotides long. RefSeq names its product sortilin-related receptor. The record is from RefSeq and is a predicted model, not a curated record. NCBI's taxonomy places the organism in Eukaryota, Metazoa, Mollusca, Gastropoda, Physidae. Gene Ontology annotation, molecular function: protein binding. Gene Ontology annotation, cellular component: plasma membrane.